Prosopis cineraria is the source of this 1459-nucleotide messenger RNA. RefSeq lists its product as uncharacterized. The record is from RefSeq and is a predicted model, not a curated record. Gene Ontology annotation, molecular function: SNARE binding. Gene Ontology annotation, cellular component: synaptic vesicle; BORC complex; BLOC-1 complex. Bases 381 to 839 code for a protein of 152 amino acids. Lineage: Eukaryota; Viridiplantae; Streptophyta; Magnoliopsida; Fabales; Fabaceae. Gene Ontology annotation, biological process: lysosome localization; endosome to lysosome transport; intracellular protein transport. The transcript is spliced from 3 exons.
UAUGGUCACGCGCUGAGCCACUGGCUUUAGUGUUCACUAGACCUCAGAUGCUUCUUAGGCUGAAUCAGCUCCUGAACCCAUGCCGGUCCAUCCUGCCGCCGCCGCUUUCGCUGCCACCUAACGCUUCCCGUUCCGAUUUGAGCUUCCCUACGGAAUGGUGAACUGAAAACUUCAGCACGGGAAAUCUUACCAUCCGGCGAUCCUAUAGCCUAAGUCGCUUCACCGUCCUCGCCCUGUUUCCACCAUACCUAGGUGUCGCAACCGCCAGCACCCGAAAAUUUCUUUGUUGUGAAUUUUUGUGGAGGCAUAGAAAUAGAGGAUUCUAAACAAUCCAAUUAAUCCAUUCGUAAUUUUUUUUUUUUGGUUUGUGUUGGUCAAUUAUGGAAGCGUCGGAUCAUCCAUGCGAUGCCGCUGGAGAAAAUCAGAGUAUUGCAACGGAGCCGUCUUCUUCUUCAACCUCUAAAGGCAACAAUGAUUCUGAAGCAAACUCCGAUCCUAUAGGGAAUAGCUCUGACGUUGUGGCCAAAGGACUAUCCACCAUGCUCUCCACCAUUAUUAGGGAUUUCGAUUACAGAGCUCGAGAAACCUUUAAAAGUCAAGACCAACUUCAUUUUGCGCUCGAUCGUCUUACACAAGAACUUGAUAAAUUACUAGAAGAUGCGCCUUUGCCAUUCAUAAUGCAGCAUGCUGCAAAGAUUUCCAGUGUUAGGAAAAGAGUUUCAUCUCUGAAUUCUCUUCUAAAAUCUAUUCAAGGGAGAAUUGAUAAUAUAGACCGCAUGCUAUUUAUUGGCACCACACAAGGAAAUUCUUGGAGUACGGGAGCCACAUGCAGUGAGUAACCAACCAGGAUUGAUCACUUUAUCUUGUCAGAUAGCCCAGGAGCUUCUUGGCUGUUCUGGCUUGAUAUGGAACGCCUGUAAACUCUGCAGCUAGGACCACUGGAGAUUUUGACGGUCAUUAUUGUUUUAGUGGCUAUAAUAUGAUUAAAACUAGGCUGCGAAGAACUGAUUUACUGUUCCUUAAAGAAAAGCACCUUGAAGUGAAUGGAAUUCGACCAAUAGACAAGUAGAUAUGUCCAAGAACGCGACCAUAUGAUUUGGAUUAGUUGUAACUCAACGAAACCAAAGGCUAGGCUAGGAAAUGGUGUCUGUAGCAUCAUUAUAUAGGCGUUGGAGGUUGGUUUUAGAGACCUAUGCCUGUGAAGAUAACAGGAAUGUCAUACACGCCCAAGGAUACAAGAUAUUUUUGUAAUAAACAAAUAAAGUGGUGAUAUUGUUUGGAUUUACUGUUACAUAGGAGAUAACCUUUUUUGCAGUAGCAUUGAAUAGCAUAUUCCAAUGCUUUGUAACCUAAGGACUCGUGUCUUCAAAAUCCUUCUCUAGCAUAGAUCUAAUUGAUAAUUUGUAUACUUGACACAUUUUUAAUCCAUAAUCUAAAUACUAAUACUUUUCUAUUUGUA